Messenger RNA from Rhodofomes roseus, 1767 nucleotides. Its product is annotated as platelet-activating factor acetylhydrolase, isoform II-domain-containing protein. The record is from RefSeq and is a predicted model, not a curated record. Lineage: Eukaryota; Fungi; Basidiomycota; Agaricomycetes; Polyporales; Fomitopsidaceae. Gene Ontology annotation, molecular function: 1-alkyl-2-acetylglycerophosphocholine esterase activity. Bases 1 to 1767 code for a protein of 588 amino acids. The transcript is spliced from 6 exons.
AUGACUAGCACUGAUGCGCCUGUACCACCAGCCACGAGCGCGAAGCCAAAGGUAAACAAGCCGACAUCCCUCAUCCCAGGCGCGGGCUCCGCUGAAGCACCCGUCAUCCGCAAAGCUCCCUCCUCCGGCUCUCCUUUCGGUGCCCUCCUCUCGCGCACCCUCCCCGAGUACAGCGGGCCCUACGAAGUCGGCGUCAUCGACGUCGAGGUCCCCGUCACCCGCCAGACCUUUGGCAAUUUCAUCCACCGCAACCUCAAGCGUCGCCAUGCCGAGAACGACCCUACCCUCAAGGGCCAGCGCGGGCUCGUCAUGGAUACUGUUAUGUUCAGCUUGUUCUACCCCGCUGACGCGCACGGAGGCAAGCGCAAACACGACAGAGUCGUUUGGUUUCCGAGACUCGGCCAGACGAUAGACGGCUUCCUCCAAAUGGCGAAGCGCACACCAAACAACUGGUAUCGCGCCUUUACGUGGCCUAUGGCGGCGGCUGCUAUCUGGGGCACAACCUUCCCCGCACACAAAGACGCGCCUCUCCUCCGCCCACCCGCCGCCUCACCGCCCAAGCCUGCAGACAGCAGCACCUCCAACCCGCCAACACCCGAGAAUCGCGGCAAAUGGCCGCUCGUCAUCUUCAGUCAUGGCGUCGGCUGCUCACGCCUGAUGUACUCCCAAAUCUGCGGCGAGCUCGCAAGCCGUGGGUACGUCGUCGCCGCACUCGAGCACCGCGACGGCACGAGCCCGAGCAGCAAGAUCACGGACGACAAGGGCAACACGAAGAACGUCGAUUGGCUCGAGUGGUCCGACCUUGAGUGGCCCGACUUGGAAACUCAGCCGACGGACGACACCACGCUCCGAGGCGCACAGCUGGACUUGCGUGCGGCGGAGAUCAGUGAGGCGAUACGUGUUGUGGGUCGGAUGGCGUCCGGAGAGGAUAUCAUACGGUAUUCCGAUCCGAUACAAGCCCCUGGUGUUACAACCGCGCAGGCCUUUGACUGGAAACGCUGGGAUGAUGCUGUGGAUUUCGAGACGCCCGUCAUGGCGGGUCACAGUCUAGGAGGGACAGCUGCGCUCGUUGUCUCAGCACGAAACGAGUUCAACUUCGACGGUAUUAUAGUGUUCGACCCUGCAACACAACGCGUCGCGCCGUGGCAAGGAACAAUCCCGCAUCCUCUACUAGUCGUCAACUCGGAAGAGUUCGCCGUCGGGCGCGAAUAUGCCAUCUUCAAAGAGCAAGUUGCGCGCACCGUCAAGGACCCGCCGCACGUAUACACUAUCCCGGGCGCGACGCACCCGUCAUUCUCGGACGUCUUCCUCAUCCUCCCGCAGCGGAUUAGCGAGCUAACAGGCCUGAAGGUCUCUGCAAAGAAGGUGAUGGAGCUGGCGCUUGGCGCAGUGGGGGACUUCCUGCGAGGCGAGGGAUACAAGACGAUGAAGCGCGCGGUGGUGGGACGCAGCGGCAACCAGGGGAAAGGCGCGCGAGACACCGCUCCCGCCGCAGCAAGCAAGGAGGGCGAGGAGCCCGUAGGGAGGAAAGCGACGCAGGCGUGGGAGGCGGAGAAGGCGCGCCUGGCAGCGGGGCAGGAGGUUGUUGGCCAGGGCGGCGCGGCGUGGCAGGGCCUGGUGGGCAAGGGCGCGAUCGCGUCGGACGCGCUGAUGAAGCAGGGAGAGGUCCUCGGGCAGAACCCUGCUGGAGAAAAUGUGGGUGGUGAUGGGUUGCCGAGGAGGCCAGUGGGGAGGGUGGGGGAGUUGGUGUGGCAUCCGUACCAUUGA